This is a messenger RNA of Laccaria bicolor S238N-H82, 3828 nucleotides long. RefSeq lists its product as uncharacterized. Gene Ontology annotation, molecular function: protein binding; nucleic acid binding. Gene Ontology annotation, biological process: DNA repair; proteasome-mediated ubiquitin-dependent protein catabolic process. Lineage: Eukaryota; Fungi; Basidiomycota; Agaricomycetes; Agaricales; Hydnangiaceae. The transcript has 14 exons. Gene Ontology annotation, cellular component: nucleus; site of double-strand break. The record is from RefSeq and is a predicted model, not a curated record. Bases 1 to 3828 code for a protein of 1275 amino acids.
AUGAAGAUCGUCACGACAUUUCACCAGUCUUCUUCUGUUCUAAGCUCCUUCAAAUGCCAACUUGGAACCAGAGAUACCGAACACCUCGUCGUUGCCAAACUCAACAGAUUAGAUGUCUACUCUCUAAAGCCCCAAGGACUUCACCAUGAAUGUGGCGUUGAGAUUUGGGGCAAAGUCCUCACGGUUAAAGCCAUCCCACAAAUUGGUUCGGCACGCUCAACGAUUGUUCUUAUGAUCGCUCACCCCGAUCCUGAACUCGUUUUCUUUACGUAUAUUGACCGUCAGGGAGACAAUCCAGCAUUGGAGGUUUCAAAGAAACUGUCAUUGUUUGAGCGCAUAGCACGCCCCGCCGAGUUCUUCAAUGACGUUCUCGUCCACCCUUCGGGAAAGUUGGCCCUUGUCAGCUGCUACAGCGGAAAGCUCAAGAUCAUCCGUUUGAAGUGCGGAACAUAUGACAAGGAUUACGACGUUCAGUUACCCGAGGUAAAUGUGUUCUCGGUCACUUUUCUUUCAUCUUUCAACGGCGAGUACGCCGUGGCAAUUUUAUACCUCGACUAUCAAGAACGCGUUCAACUCGUUGCUCGAGAUAUUCUGGUCAAUGGAGACGAUAUCACCGUUUCAGAGGAGCCAUCAACCCUGCUGCACCCAACACCUAUUUCGAAUAAAACGCUUCCAUUCCCUACAGAGUCUGUGCCACAGCUAGUUUCUGUGCCUCCCGAAGAGCUGGACGAAGACACGGACGUUGAUGACGCAUUUCUCGGUGGAGUCUUGGUCGUAGGGGGAAGGCAGAUCCUCUUAUUUGAGCUCUCGUCAGAAAAGAGCCAGGAGAAGCAAAGAGGAAAAAGAAAGAGACUGGAGAGCAGAAAGUCAAGUAAGGAUGUGACGGAGAUAGCCAAAGCGCGGGAAAAAGAAAAAGAGAGGGAAGGAAGACGACGGAAACCAAAAUCAAGCAUCGAAUGGCCGUUUAGUGAAUUAGCAGCUUGGUGUGCAAUUGAUAAAGCGCCAUAUCGGUACCUUAUUGGUGACUCUUUCGGGAGGCUUUCGAUACUAUCCUUAGAUAAAGUACAAAGGAUCGGUCUCGUUCUGAUUCCUUUUGGAGAGGCUUCCUCACCCACGUCGCUGACGUACCUGACAAAUCAGUUGGUCUACGUUGGGUCACACUCUGGUGACUCGCAACUCAUACGUCUUUCGCCUCUACCAAUUUCCUCGAGCGAAUCUCCCACCCUUCCAAUACCCCCUGAGAUCAAAACGGUGUCUCCCAACCUUCUCGAAGCACUUGGGCACAGAAAAGGCAAGAGUAAAAGCGUUGCAGAGGACCACAUGGACGAAGAUCACGACGAUGAAGAUGAUGCUUCGCAAGGCUACAUUGUGGAGACACAUGGCUCAUUUAUUGAGGUGUUGUCUUCUUACAAGAACCUUGCGCCUAUUCUAGAUGCCAUAUUAGUGGACACAGAUGGUAGCGGUCAGCAACACAUUGUGACAUGCUCCGGUGCUCGGAGCACCGGCUCCAUAAACAUUGUAAGGAACGGCGCGGACUUUCAGGAAAUCGGUCAUGUUCCCGGUCUUACUGGCGUGGUUGGAGUCUGGUCUGUUCGUACCAUGCUGGAAGAUACGACCGACAGAUACAUUUUAGUGUCCACAAAUCGUAGCACCCACCUUUUUGAAAUUGAUGACAGUGGCUCUACCAGCACCAUCACACCAGUCGACAGUACCACCAUUCGGAGCCUGGUGACCACGGAGGCGACCCUUGCAUUUUCGAAUCUUGCUAGACGGUCCUCUGUUGGCGGCUCAUCAGUUUACAAGAAUUCGCCCCUUGCGGUCCAGGUGGUAGCUAGUGGCGCAAGGCUGCUGAAAUCAAAUACAGCUUUUGGAGGCUAUGAGCUUGUUGCUCAAUACUCAAUGCUAUCCAGUGUCCCCUACGGCCAGAGACCCCUCGAAGUAGUUGCUGCCAGUGCAAAUGCCAGUCAACUCGUGAUGGCGGCCAGUGGAGGGAAGCUUACUUUGUGGAGACUUGGGGAGAAUGUUGACGCCCUUGAGAUGAUCGCUGGGUGCCAGAGGAAGGAGGGACCCGAGAUAUCUGCUGUUUCGUGUGCUCCACUGAACACUACCAAGCGAACAUCACCGACAAUUAUCGUCUCGUACUGGCAAAGCAAUACCAUUGAAAUAUUACAGGUCUCACUGAAGGGUCUUGAGUCGGUAUACAAAUCUCCGACUUUGCCGGCUCUGGUCCGCUCGGUUUUGUUGUACAAUUUCGGGUCGGAUACGAACCCUAAGGGGACAGAUCACCAUCCUUAUCUCCUCGCUGGACUUGCUAAUGGUACAGUUGCAUCCUUCCGAUGGAAGGAUAAGCAGUUGACGGACAAGAAAAUCAUUCCUCUGGGACACGCCCCUGUCAAUUUGAUGCCUUGCCAGGUGGAAGGCAGACACGCUGUAUUCGCCGCAGGGAAUCGAGCGACUGUCCUUUCGUUUGAGAAUAAGCGCCUGGUUCACUCGCCAAUCAUGCUCAAGGACAUCUCUUCUGCGGCGCGUUUGAACACUCCAACGUUUGCAUCAUCCUUGAUUCUGUCUACGCCAACGGGACUUUUCAUCGGUCGGGUACAGGGUCUAGGGAAGCUGCAUAUACGCAGUAUCCCAUUUGGAUUUGAUAAUCCUCGCAAAAUAGCACAUGAACCUUCAAUCAAGGCUUUCGGAGUUGCUUUCACGACUAUGGAACCCAACAGGGUUAACGAUCCCGAAAUAUCAAGGAGUUCCUUCAAACUUUUGGACGAUACAUCCUUCGCUAAUCUCUGCCAGUUCAAUUGCGACCCUGACGAGGAGACGACGGCCGUCGUAUCUUUCUCUCAAAAGAUAGCAGGAAAACCCAUGCCCUUCUUCUGUGUUGGGACUUACGUCUAUAAAGCAGGCGAGGUGGAGCCCUCAGCAGGCCGUCUUAUGAUCUUUACUGCAACAACUUCAACCUCCUCCAACCUAGCACUCUCUUUGAUGGCGUCCACAAAGGUUCCGGGCUGCGUAUAUGCACUCACGGUUGUACAAAACCAGAUUGUGGCCGCAGUCAACUCUUCGGUGAUGUUAUUCAGGCUGGAGAGCUCCUCUGAUUCUUUGUCCCCUUCUCUCAUUAAAGUGUCGGAGUGGCAUCAUAACUAUCUCGUCACAAGCCUCGGAUCUUAUGCUGACAGGGUGGUCGUUGGGGACCAGCCCAGCUCAAUAUCGUUACUGCAAGUCACUCAGUCCAAAUUGAUUUCCCAGGCAAGGGAUUACGGGCCUUUGUGGCCCGUUUGUGUGGAAGCUUUGGACGAAAGACACAUUAUCGGCGCUAAUGAUUCCUUGAACCUUUUUACCUUCUCGUUGGAAAAGGCGAUGGGAAGGUCGCGUCUUGAGCGUGAUGGGUGUUACCAUGUCGCGGACCUGGUCACAAAGUUUUUGCGCGGCUCUCUUUCCUCCUCGGACGCGUCAACCACGUCUCCCCUUACAUCCGAAGCCAUGUUUUUUACAUCGUCUGGGCGCAUUGGGGUUGUUGUCGAUGUGAAGGACGAAGAGCUUUCCUUGCAGUUGACAAAUAUGCAACGGAACCUGGCGAAUGUCAUACAGGGUGUCGGAGGUUCCAGCCACUCAAAAUAUCGAGCUCCUAAAACGACGAGGGGUACGAGCGACGCUGAUUCAGGCGCCAUUGGGUUCCUGGACGGCGACUUUUUGGAACAAUUCUUGACCCAUGUGCUUUCGCCUCAGCAGUCAGAAAAGGUGAUACAAGGACAGAGUCCCCCCGAACGACUGACGAUCACCCGGGAAGCGUUACAAAUGGUGAUUGAGGAUUUGCAGAGUUUGCACUAA